Acanthopagrus latus (yellowfin seabream) is the source of this 2460-nucleotide messenger RNA. RefSeq lists its product as uncharacterized. The transcript is spliced from 13 exons. Bases 757 to 2208 code for a protein of 483 amino acids. Gene Ontology annotation, molecular function: protein binding. NCBI's taxonomy places the organism in Eukaryota, Metazoa, Chordata, Actinopteri, Spariformes, Sparidae. The record is from RefSeq and is a predicted model, not a curated record.
CAGGUUGCACCAAAAGGCCCAACUAGCAGAAAGCAGAACAGUCCUGGAGAUAAACAUAUUUAAUGGACGGAUACUAAGUUUACACCACGAGGAAGUAACUCUGGUAAGCCAAAUCAUGUGAACAGGUGCCUGCAUGUAUUUAUAAAAAUACUGACAUUCAGUGCAGCCGGUGAAUGGUGUUGUAAGAAGAAGCGAUCUAUUUGGCUGCUGGUGCCGUGCAUGCUGGUUCACAGAAACACAACAGAGCCAUCCUUCAAGUUACUAGUCGCAGAUGGGCUUUUCUACUGUGAUAAGUCAACAUUAGCUGCUUUUAAAAAAGGUCACAUUAAUCAAGUAACCACACAGAGAAGUGCAGGGCCCCCAGGAGGUGUGGGGCUCUUGGGGCGGCUGUAAAUAGAGCAGCAUUGGGCCCAGCAGACAAGAUCACACUGGUUAUAAAGAGUUGUAACGACUGACUGACAAGGAAUUAUAAAGGUUUAAUAGCUAACUGGUUAUAAGAGGUAUGAUGGGAAAAACCCCAUAUAUAUGACUUGAAAACCAAUAUAACAUGUUGGACUCAGUGACUGUCCCUUGCAGACGUGUAAAUGAAAGAUUUAAUCCUCGAUUAUAUCAUUUAAUGUUCAACUUUCUCAUCUGGACUACAGCUGUAAGAUCUCCAGGAAGGCGGAGCUGCGUUCCAGAUUGGCUGAGCUUCAGCUGCAGCUUUCUGGCCCGCAGCAAACUCUGGGGAUUGUGGGAGACGGAAAAAAGGAGAAGAUGAAAAGACAAGUGGAGGAUGCCCCUGAGGCCCUUCCAUCACAAACGCCUCCAGCCUCUAAGAUCCUUAAGGGAGAAGAGCAGUCCAAAGCUCAAGCAACGCCAGCGCCGGCUGCCAGGCAGAGGGAGAGAGGAGGGGGAGCAGAGAUAGGCAGACGUCGGGAAGGGACAGAGCCGGCCAACGUGUCAGAUCAGUGCCGAGACGCGGACGACGAGCGGCAUCUACGGCAGGAAGAAGCUGAAUUUACAUCCCUCAAAGCAUCUUGGGAGAAGGCGAGGUUUCGCUUGAGGCUGCUCGAGGGUCACAACGACAUAGUUACCUGUGUGGUUGCUGUUGACAACCUGGUGGUGUCUGGAAGCCGAGACACGACGGUGAAGGUAUGGCACGUUCCCACGGCGGCCGAGCACAAGAACCUGGGGGGUCACACCGGUGGGGUCACCUGUCUGGCUGCACCUCCCCCCGAGUUCUGCAAGAGACUGGCUUGGUCACUGUCUUUGUCGGACAAGGAGAGGUUUAUUUUGAGUGGCUCUGCAGACUGCAAUGUGAAGAUCUGGGCCCUGAGCAUCGGGCAGUGUGUUAAGUCUAUCUACACAUUCAACGCCGUGACUGCGCUCUGCUUUGUGCCAGAGGAGGACGGCUACAUCAUCACCGGGUCAGACGGGGGGAAAGUUCAAGCCUGGAGCUGGCACACCUUUGAAAACUGCCAGUCAAUCAACGCUCACCAGGAAGCAGUCACAUCCGUCCAGUCUCAGGGUCCGCUGGUGUUCAGCGGCUCAGCAGAGGGAGGGGUGUCUGUGUGGGAGAACCGGUGUUCGGAUCGAGACCCUCUAAGGCUGCUGCACCACUGGAGCGGCCAGGUGACGGGCUGCGGAGGGGGACCGGCGGGGCGUCUGACCCUCAGCCCGCGGGGGGAUCGAGUGUUCCUGGCUCACGGUCGAGCUUGGCUCAAGAUUCUGCACUGGAGGACAGGAGCGAUGUCCAGACUGACCAAUCACAGCAGCAUCACCGGGGUAACAGAUUGUGCUCACCAGACAGGAGGCCUCCUAAUUGGCUCCUGCUAUGAUGUGGCAAAUGGAGAGAGCUCGCUAAAUUUGUUCUCACUGCCUCAGUGUCAGUACCUGGCCUCUCUGACCUGGCCCGACGCUCCCAGAAUCCUCUGCUUUGCGGCGUGGACCACGGGGAGCGGAGACCACCGAUGGGUCACAGGAGGUCGCGACCUCAUCGUGUGGGAGCAGCUCCCGCGUUCUGGGAAGCAGAGGGGUGACGUCACAGUGAGGAGAGACAGUCGAUUGGAGUCCUGCUCGCUGGAGUCUGAGGGGGACUCUGAAGAUGACGAGGAGGAGACUGAUGAUUGCGAGGAUGGUGAGGAGGACGAGGGGAGAGCCGGCCGGCGUGACAGCGCGGAGGAGGACGGAAGGUCCGGCUCGUGGCUGCGCUGCGUCCUCCAGUGAGAGCCGGCUCUCUCACGCCACGGCCUGAAGAGGAAAUGAGAAGGAGAAGGAGCGUGGUGACAGCGAAGGAGGGGGCGCAGGGGAGUGAAGUGUGACAGACUGAGUGUCAGUGUCGAAAGGGGAGAGUGAGUGUGUGUGUGUGUGUGUGUGUGUGUGUGUGUGUGUGUAUGUGAGCGGUGGGCAGAUUGUUUUCUAUGUAAAUAUUAUUUCCACAUAAAAUAAAGCUGUCACACUGUGACUCUCACCUCUAAA